Phytophthora infestans T30-4 is the source of this 12147-nucleotide messenger RNA. RefSeq names its product regulator of chromosome condensation (RCC1)-like protein. The record is from RefSeq and is a predicted model, not a curated record. NCBI's taxonomy places the organism in Eukaryota, Oomycota, Peronosporomycetes, Peronosporales, Peronosporaceae. Gene Ontology annotation, molecular function: ubiquitin-protein transferase activity; protein binding. The coding region runs from base 1 to 12147 and encodes 4048 amino acids. The transcript is spliced from 4 exons.
AUGCCAAAUGGUACCACCGUUUGUGCUGGCGACUGUAGCUCGUCCGACGACCAGUUUGAGACCAUUGUUGCCAGUCAGGGCUUUGAAAAUGAAAGCAUUUUCGUUGAGAUUCGCGUGGUGGCAACGGGGAAAGACGGACGCGCAGCUCUCAGCUUCAGUAUUGUUGGCAAUGACUUCUUGGAAUUUGAUUCGCCGCUAAAGCAGAAGCUGGACGUGAAGUGGAGGAGCGCAGAGGACGUCUUGGAGUGGGGCAUUUUUGGGAUUCUGUUUGAUUUUGAAAAGGCCACUGCAACGUUGUACUCGGAUCGCUUGGAGCCGGAAGUCUGCCACUUUAACGUCGCUGCGCUAAGCAAGCCACUGUUUCCUGCCGUUUCAGCUCUCUGCAAUGGGACAGUUUUUGACGUGAACUUCCACCCACAUCCUCGUCUCGAGCUGCCGUCUCACGUAUUUUACCCGGCUACAAAGCUCCAGAACCAGCUCACGGCCUCAUCGACCGAGCUACAGCUAGGCAAGACCUUGCAGCUUCAACUAUAUUCGUGCGACGGUGGGGAGUUCAGCAGCUCCCAUACUGCCAGCAACUGCCUUGUGGAUGACACGACAGUGUACAGCUCUGCGAAGGGAGCAAACGUAAAUCUGGUGUUUAAGCAUGAGCUUGACACUCCGAUGUGCGUAAGCUACAUCACCAUACGGGGACCAGGACAAGGCUACUCAAGCCCCCUACGUUGUGCCGCUGUAUUUGUCACCAGUACCCCUCCUGAUCUAUCGAGCUAUCAGGAGUUUGACAACAUGACUCCAGAACAAUUCGCUGCUUUGCCGUUCCCUCCGAGUAAUGGAUGCUGCCCACGUGACGAAACGUUACCUGUUGCGCUCUUCGUACUGGACAGCAGCUGUACACAGAUUUCUAAACAGCUCGCGUAUCCAGCUACAGGACGGUACAUCAUUGUAAAGGCGAUUCGUCCUUCGACAGGAACCAAUAUCGAUAUCGGAUACCUUGGGUUCUGUGGCAUUUUCGAUCGCGACAAUGGACCUGCGUACGGUGAGACGACAACAACAUCCUAUAGGUGCGAGGAAUGCAAGAGAAUGCCGUUGCCAGGCUUACAUUACGGCCAACACGAUGAUGACAGUAUCAAACUGUGUACCGCGUGCUACGAUGACAAUCGAGGCGAUCUCGAUUCUGCUUUCUAUGUUUACACCUCCAGAGAAUCGGAAGAAGAUCAGAUGGCUGUCAAUACACUGCUGUGCCCACCACGAAGGUCAUGGAACGAUAAGAUCGCGGCAUUAAGCGACGUCUUGAGCAAGUCUAAAACACCAAAGGCAGCUAGAGAUGGAAGCACAGCAGGAGAAGCUGGCAGGUCAGAGAUGCUUCCUACCGUUGCAAGCUUCGAAGAGUGCGAAUUGUUUUCUUGCGGACAAAACAACUACGGAGAGCUUUGCUUGGGGCACUGUAACUCGACUAGCAAGUUGGAACACGUGCCGUUCUUUUCUGCAAAAGGCAUUCGUGACGUCGCUGGAGGAAACGAAGUGCUCGCUGUAGUAAUGAAUGACGGUGGUGUAUUCACGUGCGGUCUCAACAAGAGCGGUCAAUGUGGCAACGGUACUUUCGAGGAGCGAGUAAUUAUCGCCACCCCUGUUCGUGCACUAAGUGGCAUCGCUAUUAGUAUGGUCGCAGCUGCAAAUGGAUGCGAACACAUGCUAGCUGUUGCCUCUGAUGGCGCUGUCUUCUCUUGGGGAUACAAUGAUCGUGGCCAACUAGGACUUGGAUCGACGAUUUCGAAGAGUCAUACGCCGCGAAUGAUCGACAGUUUGAGAGAAAAGUAUCACAUAACGACAGCAGCAGUGAGCUAUCACCACAGUGCCGUCGUGUCUAGCAAUGGCGAGCUGCUCACGUUUGGAAUGAAUGACUGCGGCCAACUGGGUCUGGACCACACUCAACACCAGCAUACCCCGCAAGUUGUUGAUGCAUUAUCGAGCCAAGUUGUUACCAAAGCUGCGUGUGGAUUGUACCACACAGUAGCAGCAACAAGUGACGGUGAGGUGUACUCUUUUGGCAAGAAUGACUAUGGACAGCUGGGGCUUGGUCAUGCUCGCAAUAUAAAGACACCAGCUCUGGUGAAGACGUCACUAGGGGAAAGCGACGAGAAGAUUGUAGCGGUGAGCUGUGGCUACUAUCACACAGUGACGAUUAGCGAGAAAGGUAAGCUCAUCACGUGGGGAAGGAAUGACUAUGGACAACUGGGAAUUGGAAGCAAAGAGCACAAGAACAGUGCGCAGUUUGUGCCCCUACCGAUGUCAUCAAAGAUUAAGAACGCGUCGUGUGGCUGCUACCACUCGCUCAUCCUCAUGUCGAAUGGACGGGUAAUGGUGUUUGGGCGUAACAACAAGGGUCAACUUGGAGCCGGGGCAAGGACCCUUUCAUCUGCUGAUCUACCUCUCCCAGUUCCUUCGAACUCGUUGGCAAACGAUGAAGUGGUUCGUAUAGCUGCUGGCUUUUACAGCUCCUACAUCCUUACCGGUCGCUCAAGCGACAAUGCUGACCUUGACGGAGCAGCAGAUGAUGUGAAUCAGUCAAAAGACCUCCCGGAGAAUAGCUGUCUCGAGAACUCAGAUGCACUUUUCGAGUCACUCAUGAAGGAGAUUGACUCUAAGUACGUCACAGAUGUCGUACCAAAGCGGACACCGCUCCAACUCAUGCGAGGAUAUUCGCAGCGCAAGUUACCGCUGGUGAAGUUACAUGCUGCUGGAUGGGCGAUGGCACGCGCUUUGAUGUAUCGCUCUAUUCAAGAUGCCGAUGACAAAACCUCGAAACGUGCGGGUGGACGUGUGAAUCCCGUGCUUUCGUUGUUCAUAAGCUUUUUGUUGGAAAACCUGAAAUUAUUGCAAGACGACUCUCUGUCUGGUGCCGUUUGGACGGCGACAUCAUCUUUUGAACUGGGUGGAAGUGUCUCGUUAAAGCGAGUGUGCGUAGGGCUACUUCAGUACUUUGGUGCCAAGUUUGCAGUACCUUCACCAACGGUGGGACUGGUAGGCGGACAGACUCUGGACAAGCUUCACGGUCAUUUCUACAAGAAUCAGAUUCUAAGUGUCCUCCUUGCGUGCGGCUCUGCGAACACGAACGUUGGCUCUACAAUAGCUGCGAACCCUGUGGUUACCGCGCACAUUAUUGGUGGAAUGAAUUCCUCCGACGUUGCGUCAGCAACGAUGUGCAUUCGACUGGCGAUGCUGGUGUUCCCGCAUCACUCUAUGUCUGCGCUCAAUACGAUCUAUCGAUCGCAACAAUUCACACCAGCGACGUCCGGGGAUAUUCUCACGAUGCUGAUGACUCUUGUGGGGCUUCCAAUGCUCCUGCGACCACGCCUUUGCUCGCACGAGCUUGGUUUGGAGUGCUCGAGCACAGCUUUAUGCCAGUCAGCUUGCUGUCUGAAAGGGAUAGCGGUGACAAAAGAUACAGGGAUUUCGCACACACAGCAAGUUGUGCUGGAGAAGGCUCACGUUGCAGAUUCGAAGGCGGCUGAGGUUGUGGCGCUGCUGCGGUAUCUCACACUUUAUCCGACGUGGAAAGUAGCCAUCAACGCCGCAAUUACUCGAGGUUUUGCCAGGUCAAACAAGGUUGGAGAGUUGCUGGAUGCCAUCUGCGCAUACUACACAAACGUGCAGCAGGCGGAUAUUGUGGAUCUUCAAACCGCAGUACUUGGCGGUCUAGCAGGAGACAAAGAUGCUACGUCGCUGAGAAAACCUGAGUCGACUACUUCGUCGCCCGAGACGGACGAGUCGGUCAAUAACACAGUGGAUAGUAACACCCAAGCUGAAGAAUCGGAGUCUACCAGUCGAGAUAAACAAUCGCUACUGCUUUGGCAAAAAGCGAAGGAUGCUCUGGACGGGUUAGCGAUGAUUAUAGCUGCCGUUAGUAUCGUCGGUGGUCAUGUCGAGGGCUUCAGAGAAGGCGGGUGUGUGACUAUUGAAGACGAUGGCACCCAGGGCUCGCGUAGAUUGGGUGUGCUUUCGGGUGUUAUGCGAGAUCCACGCACUGCUGAUUUACUGGCUCAGGUGGUCGUGAACUCCAGUGCUGAAGCUCCAGUUUCCCCUUUGAUUCCAGCGGAUGCAAGAGCCCAGGCUUUCUCGUUAUCGAAGCUUCAUGUAGUGGAGCGCGUUCCGGCACUUGUCGACAUGUUUGGGGAUGUUGAGGGCAUCAUUACGACGUUGUCAUCGCUAGUUUCUGAGGUUUUGUCGGUUGAUAAGGAGUGUGCCACGCACUGUGAUCUGGAGCUGCCUCAAAACAACUCUGUCCAGGAGGUUCUGCGGAACCGGCUUAAGAUGUACAAGCAUCAACUACGGUGGAGAUCAGCAAAGGCGUUAUCGUCUUUACUGAAACAGAUCUCGACCCUCAGUCCAACGCAGUUAAGUAUGGAUUCCCAACUCGUAUCAAGCCUGGCCUCAUUGCUAUCGUCCGAGAAUUCGCUUUCGUGGGCCAGCAAAUCCGAGGUGACGGGACUAGAAACUGCGACUACUCUUCAAAAGCGAUGGAUUUGUGUAAAGCAGCGCCAAAUUUUCUUGGAUACUGAAGAAGUUAUCGACUCUGCAUUGGACCAUUAUGAAGUCGAAAUGCGCGACCAAGUUGUGCAAAAGCUGGGAAGUGAAAAUGCACUAAGCUGGGGAAUGGAUGCCAUCCAGUCGCCUCGCCGUAAGGUUACUCAUCCGUCGUUUGCAGGCUCUGGUGGAGCGAAGCAGCGGGCUGAUCGAUCCAGUGAUGGAGAUCUGCCGUUUGGUACGUGGGGUAUUUUGUUGCCUCUACCACCGCUUAAUGAGAACGAACAUGCGGUUGGUCCGGGAAGUUCAGCCAUCGACUACACUCCGUUCCCGCUUACGGCCCCUAUCAUCCGUGUUGGUCGUGCUGCCGAUGCGUGUGAUCUCAUUGUGAAUGACCGAAGUGUCAGUGGCCGCCACUUCCACCUACGACGCUUGCGACGUGAAGCUGAGGGAGGUGAAACACAAUUUGAGCUUCAGGAUUUCAGCAAGAACGGCACUAUCGUGAAUGGUGUGAGGAUCCAUGGAUCGAGCACUCGAAUCACCACGGGAUCUCGGAUCUCGUUGAUAUUGUCCCGAGGUGGAUUGGUGACGUAUGAGUUCCAGGUCCGUGGAAGCACAGGAGGUCGUCACCCUGCUAUUCUCACGGGGUCACAAAACCCAGGCGACCUGAAUAUUUCCAUUCCUGGCCAGGAAUACCAGCAACCACAGAUUGGCACACCCCAGAUCGUACCACGGAGUCCUGCAGAAUUGCAAAACCGCGGGAACCGUGGAGGUGCUGUCCCUUUGGAGAGUGUCGCUGAUAACCGAAGCCGUCAGGCAGUAACGCAGGGUUUGAGAGUCAUCACGUCGAUAGCAGAAAGCGAUGUUCCUCGUGCUCUACUUUCGCCAAACCCAGCCAUGGAUUCCCCCCGAGCUGGUGGAUAUUCAUCUCCUCGAUCUUCAGUUCUUCAAGCACCUGGUACUCCUUCUGUGGGACCUCUUACUCCAAGCAUGUUUUCCACCAUAAUGCCGCCUGCUCUACUUUCUCCUGCGUCCUACCAGCAGCGUGAAAGUGUUGCACCAACUGGACCUACAGGAGUCACAUCUCCUCAAGGAGGUGUUGGGUCGAUGCUCCGUAUUGCUCUAGGUCGCGACAGUGUCAAUCGCGAGUCCCGGCCUAAUAUGCCGAACGAGCUUGCCAAGACUCGAGUCUUACGCUCUAGUGGGCAAAUCGGUUUGACCACGCGUUCGAAUGCCAGCCAAGCACAGGAGAUGCAAGUACUCGCACUACGUCUCCUUGCCCGAACUCAAGACGCCAACCUCGUUGUCAGUGCUACUGAGUGCGAGGAGGCACUUCAAGUGACAGCUGGCAACUCGGACGAGGCAUUCGUGAUGAUCCAGCGAAGUCGCGGAUCAUUCUCGCGCAAUUAUUCGUCAAAUGUGCGUCACUUGGCGAUGGUGCUCGGCCGAAGUGAACCAGUGUGUGCAGAAGCACUGCGUCAAACCGAUGGCAGUUUUGGUGACGCAUUGCGCUUGCUUCUGACAAGCAGAGCAACUGAGCCGGAGAAGUCUGUGUUGUCACUCAGACAUGUAAGCGCCAACGAGGCUCUGCAAUCUAGUGAGCCACUGGUAAACUUCCAGGACAUUGGUGACGAGAAUCCGAGUUACACUCUGACUGAGUCUAGUGCGCUACAUCCACCAGCUCCUCCGCGUCUAGCGGCCAGAUUGAAUGAGAGUCCUGUGAAAACAAAGAAGAUGGAACACACGGGGAACGUAGAUGCACUCCAACCGAAGUCCGAUCUGACACUGUGGAGUGAAUGCAACAGUAGUUUCGACGAAUCAGUUCGACAGAUGAAUUCGUUUGAAGUCGAGUUGGAGGAGGAAGUACUCUGUGAGCGUCUUGCUGCUAUUCACGCACGAAAGAUUCUUCUUCAGAUCGUGAGGCUCUUCACGCACGCGACGCAAACCGAGGAAGCGCCUCUGAGCGAACUAACGGACCCUCUCGUUCUUCGCUCCUUGAUAUCGAUUCUGAAUGUACCCGGACAAGCUAACAUCAGUUCACCGUACGAGCUGGAGUACCAGCUGCAACAGCAACCAAACGCUCGAAAGAGUGGUAAAAUCCAGCAGAUCUUGUCUCGUAUGGUUAACGACGUGAUGGCUCGCUCCCCUACAGAGACGUUGGCCAGAAACUUGUGCUCGACUCAAGACUUGUCUACUCUUCAAAGAUCCAUUGACCAAGUGACCGAACGACCAACGAAGAUUGGCUGGACAGGUAUCACGAGACUCAUCGAAUCUCUGGUCGAGAACGAACAAACCCGAGGAGAGGACGUGAACGGCCAGAGUCCUCCAACCACGUUAGAGAAUCUCACGUUUGAGACAGUCCUACACGUUCUUUCGCGCACGUACGCAGCUCCAAUGGCAGCUCUGGACUGGGAUAGCUCUCGUCUUCGAACCCGCAAAGCUGAUGGCUCUUUCCCCAAAGGUCCAAUACGUCUUUCGUGUGGUCUGGAAGUUGUAGUGGUGGACACUUAUGAGCGUUUGUGGAGUAUCCCACCUUCUGAUCCCAUACUUAAGCACCGUCACAAAUGGCGAAAACGGUUCUCUAGUGGUAUGGAGAAUGGAUGGAUGAAGUCAGCAGCAGAUUACGCCGUGACAAUUUGGCGGCCGGCACUACCCCCAGGGCUUGAUUCGGCUGCGUCAGGUUCUAGUUGGUUCUGUCUCGGUGACGUUGCAAAGUGCGGUAAUGGUGCUCCCGAUGCUCCAAUGCUUCUUGUCAAUGACAGCGACAACCAUGGACUUCUGGCACCUCCAGUUAGUUUUGAACGAGUGGAUAUAACCGGAAAGGGUUUACCCAGAAACUCAGAGAGUGAUCCAGAUUUCCAACGUAAGCAGCUUCGCUCGAUUUGGUGGCCUGUUGCGCCGUCCGGAUACGUUGCGCUAGGCUGUGUUGCUGGAAGCAAAGAAGACCCCUUUGAACCCCCAGACGUGUCGUGCACCCGCUGUGUACGCGAAGAUAUUGUGAAACAAGUUGACGGCUUCCACUGCGUGUGGCGUGCAGAGUCUCCUGUAUCCACUGGAGGUGGAGGAGUGGAGCUUCCAACUACUAUUGAGGUUGAAAAUGACGAGGAGAAUGAAGGAGAGAACGAUGGUUCGGGUCACGCUCUUGGUAGUCGUAGCACCAAGAACCAGUCUCCUGAUUCCUCCCGGUUGCAGCUGCUGCUUCCUGUUGCUGAUGAUGUUGUCGUUCAGACAUCGCUUUGGGCGGUGGACGCAGACUUCAGUUGUGGUCUACUUCUUCCAGUCGUCACACUAAACGAUGCGAGCGCGAAUGAUCCCGGCACUGCAUUCGCUCUGAAUCUUUCGGAUGACGAUCUAGUUCUUUGUGCUCCUGUAAGCGUGGACAACGUGCUAGUAUUCCUCGAGAUAUUGCUUCAGUACCAACAACUGCAGUCGACAAAGCAGCAAACUAAACAGAUUUUCUCGACUCAACUGCGCCCUGAACUGCCCGCCGCACUGUUUGCUCUGAUUCAGCAAGUGUUACGCGAGAAUCAACCAUCCAGUGGGAAAAGUGCUGUGUCGCUUGUGCGUGCUCUAAUUUCUGUAGUACAGCGUGGUGCGCUUUGGUAUGACAAGCAAGCGCUUCUUUACUGUCGCUCUAAGAUUAUGGCUCUGAGUCAAGACCACGACGGCGGAUUUACGCUGCAUGCUCUACUACAAGCUUUCGUGGAGUUGAUGCUAGCUGUCGAGGAUCAGCAACACAGUCAACGAGUACAGGAACUCGCUGCUUGCUUGGAUCGCGAUGGUGGUAACUCACUGAGUCUACCGUAUCGCUUCCACUUCGCCAAGCAGCCAUUCGUGGAGAUGUUGGUGAGCCAUUCGUCAAAGAUGGCAGUCAUGCGGCAUUUGUCUGGAGACGAGCGUAAGUUCUUACUAGAUUAUCGCUCUGAAGAUGGCAGCAACCGAGACGCGCUGGCCGUUGAGGGACUGGGUUCUCCACCUGGGGAAGUGUAUUCGUGCCGCUUUGAACAUACACCAGCUCUCGUCAUGACAAUGCGAGACGAGGUGAAAGCUGAAAUUGUGUAUUUCGAGGUCACUGUCAUGGAAUGGAGUACUAAUUCUAGUAUGGGAGGGUCGCUUGCGCUUGGAUUUUCGCCUCCGCCAUUCCCACUCGAAGGAGUGCUAGUGGGUGGUAGCGCAGAUGGCUCACGCUCUUACUCGUUCGCACCAGCGAACGGUCAAGUACUCUGCGCAGGUGACACCGUUGUGGAUCGCUGGCGAUGGAUUGAGCCUGGUGGUGCUGUGAGUCCUGGAGAUGUGUUUGGUUGUGGCUUACGACUUGAUACACAGGAAAUGUUUGUCUGUAAGAAUGGCCAGCUGCUAGGCACCGCCUUCUCGAGUAUUGCACGGCCUCAAGAACUCCACCCAACGAUUUCGUUUAACGCAGACUGCAAGCUACUUGCCAACCUUGGAGCUACAACAGCAACACCAGCAAAGCACGCGAACUUCAGCUUCAGGUUCCAUUCACUAGACUGCGACAACCUCAUGAGUUCAUUCGAGUGGUUCGAGCCACUGAGUCAAGUUUACGGCGUGAUGAAGGCGUUAAUGGACCCAGCGAGACCGGACAACGUGGAUGCUCGUGACGAGCCAACCGAUGAACUCGUUAACACUGCUGUUGUGGCUCAGCUACCCGAUGAAUUCAUGCUUUCAGCUGACAAUUUCCUAUCGGACAUCUCUGAGGAUGUCUGCAUUCGCGUGGAGAGUGCACACCCGUAUGAUCUUGAGCUUCAAGAGUCCCUUGUUAGCAUUCCGCUAGCUACAAGCAUCCGAGUUCGGUUGGAUCCUCAAAGUGAGACGGCCAGCUCUCACUGCUUGCAGAUUCUACAAGGCGGAAGUACAAUAGGAGGUGAAGGCGAAGGUACAACAACCGGAGAAGCAGAGAUUAGAGCAUUUACGGGUGCUUGUGGGGGUCAAGAAGUUACGAUUGACGGUGACAGCUUCGUGUGGCGAUUCCCCGUUCAAUCCAAUUUCCAGUGUCGUGUGGAUCGUGUACGCAAAGGGCCUUAUAUUAAACUCGAAGCGCGAGAUACCAGACUGUCACUAGUGCGGGAUAAAGGCUGGCAAACAGCUAUCGGUGUUGCGCGAUUUGAUGGAGGAGUGCACAUUUGGGAGGUUCGCAUUUCUUUUGUGACUGCAAGCUCCAAUAUCUUCUUAGGUAUCGGUCGCCGAGAUGUUCGCUUGGACUCGUACUUAGGCAAGGAUAACCGAGGAUGGGGAUGGAUCGGAAAUCGUGCACUCUGGCACAAUGGCAGCAAACAACGUGGCACUUACGGCGACAAGUUUAAGACGGGAGAUAUUGUCCGUCUCACACUGGAUCUACGUCGCGGUACACUUAGUUAUGCGCUUAAUGGAAAAGAUCUGGGUGUCGCGUUUGGUCCUGGUGGUACUGGUCCGAAGCUGGAGGGCACGUUCUACCCUGCUUUCGCGCUGUACAACCAACGGGACUCGAUUGAUCUGAUCGGUGGGCAUCGUGUAGAGGACGGAGGACUGGAGCCAGGGCUCUCUCGAACUGGCAGCGGACUGGCAAGUGGAGAAGAUUCAUACUACAGCGAAGAAGAAGAAGAUCUAGGAGGUUUCACCAGUGGUGAGGGGGAUGGCUCUAUCCCGAAUUUCCGGAUGGAAUUGGCUAUCGCACUCAGUCAAAUGGGGUUCCCCAUGGAGUGGUGUCUCUACGCUCUGCGUCAUUGUGAAGACGAUGCUGAGCAGGCUGCGGAUUAUAUCUUAGCCAAUAUGCACGCGAUUGAAUCGCUUGUUCGGGAAGAAAAUGAAGUCACGGCACGUCGCACACGACACCGCCAACUACUGCAUGAACAGGCCUUAGCUCUGUCUGAAAGCGAAGCACUAGAUACUUUAAUACCGCCUCCACCACCUAUCGAAGACGACGACGAUGCUGUUCGCUCCAUGGAAGAGGUAGCCUCUACAGGCGACGACGAUGCAUCCACUUUACCUCUGCAGCAACAGUCAAGCGGAGACACUAAAUGGGGUGUGGCGUUUACAGCUGUACCCGAGUUCUCCGUUACUGGACGCCGUCUACUGGCAGCCAAAUACGGUCCCAAGCUGCGUCGAUUACAUGCGUCGCAGCGAGUAUUCACUCCAGCACGUGAUCACGCUCUCGUACAACUUGUAAACGAGAUCUGCGAGUCACGUGCUGAGGCAUUACAAAGUUGCGAUCCUCUCCGCAUGACUCCUGAGGAUUUCGUCCCGACCGAAGAACAGAUCCAUCGAUUCCCGGCUUUACGAGGCAUGCCUCUCGAAGCACUCCAGCGUCGCUUUUUGGUGCUGCGAAACUUCAAUUGUCGGCUGCAGAUAUCUCUGGCUUUCAUUGAUUUCUCGGCUAACAACGAGCGUUCUCUUCUGGCAAGAGGUGCACGUGAACUUCGUGGCGUGGUCUUCCAGCAUGUGAAGCUUGCGUGGUGGCUCGGUGUAUUGAAAGAGCAGCAAGCUCCUGCUGCAGCUCGUCCAGAAAUCGAAGUCGACCGUCAUCGUGCUCACGACGCACUUGAACUUUCUGAGCGUGGCGAUCCACUUGCUGGUGAGGCUGGCGAGCGGGAUAGUGUGUUUGCGCAGACGUUUGAACAACUCCACGGACUGCAGCCAGCAUUGCUGCGAGGGGCUGAUAGAGCCUUCAAAUGCCAAUUUGUGGGAGAGUUUGGUGACGAUUUUGGUGGCUUGUACCGUGAAUGCUUAGCUCAGCUAAGCUCCGAGUUGCAGACCUUCACGCCACUGCUGCCUGUGCUACGCCCAUGCCCUAAUGAACUGAUGAGCACAGGUGAAAACCGAGAGCUUUACGUUCCUAACUCCCACUUACGCUGUCACCCACGCCGAGUGCAGAUGGCAGAAUUUCUCGGGAAACUUGCAGGUGUGGCUGUGCGGACUAAAACGCCACUUGAUCUGAAUCUGCCGCCUGCUGUAUGGAAGCUCCUAGUGGGGCAACAAGUGACCCGCCACGAUAUCGAAGCUAUCCAUCAAGGAUGUUUCCAAGUCGUGGAUACUAUCGCCGAUCUUGAUUCUCACGGUAUUACAGAAGACAUGUUUGAUGAACUUGUAGACGCAAGCUUCACCGUGCUAUCUAGUACGCGGGAGACUGUCGAGCUGGUGCCGGGUGGUAAAAACUUGCACGUGACGUGGGGAGACCGGGAAGAAUACGCAUGUGCAGUGGAAACGUACCGUUUGACUGAAUUUGCGCCUGUGUGUGGAGAUAUCUCGCGAGGCGUGGCGACUAUUCUACCCGCACCAACGCUUGGAAUUUUCUCGUGGCAUGAACUGCGGACUUUAGUGUGCGGUAAAGCCACAGUUGACAUAGCUCUUCUACGCCGACGGACCAUAUACGGUGACGGCUGCCAGGGAACAGACCCGCACAUCGCCUACUUUUGGGACGUUCUGGCAGAGUUCAGUGAUGAACAGAAGUCAUCAUUCCUGCGCUUUGUCUGGGGUCGAUCGCGGCUGCCGACACAUGCAGCAGAUUUCACGCAGGACUUUAAGAUUUCAGGGCUACCCAAGGCUGCAGGUCGUGCCGACAUGUACCUGCCUAUUGCUCAUACCUGUAAGCUUGUUGUGAUCUGUUGCGUGUGUUGUUCAUGUCUCUGA